AUGGCGGGACUUGAGGUCCCUGUGGCAGGGACCCGGCAGCGCGGUUUUCUCGGUUUUUGGAAUCGUGUAGAAACGUGCUUUGGGCGGCCGGGCCGCAGCGGCGCUGGCGGCGCGGUGCAGAGGCGCUCCCGGGCCGCGGCGGCGGAGACGCCGGCAGAGGGGAAGCCGGGCGCCGCGCAGCGAGCCGCAAGGCCGACAGCUUCAGAAUUAAUUCGAGAUCGGAGAAGACAGAGACAAGACUCCGAGUUUCUACUCUAUCUAGAUGCCCGGAUAAAAACCCUGGUGCCAACUUUCAUUCUUAACAAUUUAGUUUCAAAACGGCUCCUCGGUGCCCUCUGCCUCCUCCGCCGGUCGCAAAGCGCUGCACGAGCCCGCGGCGUCCGCCAAGGCCGGAGUCGGUAUUCUGUCCCGUCCUCCAGCGGCUCCGCCGUCUCGGCCGCGGCCCUGGAGAAGGCGGCCAGAACAAAGCCCACGCUACGAGCCCCUGCCUCAGGUACAUUUUCAGCGGCCAAGUCGGAGCCUCGGACCCCCCAGAGGGCCAGCUUUCUAACACCCGGCCCGCCGUGA
Rangifer tarandus platyrhynchus (Svalbard reindeer) is the source of this 567-nucleotide messenger RNA. The record is from the annotation of a GenBank genome assembly. NCBI's taxonomy places the organism in Eukaryota, Metazoa, Chordata, Mammalia, Artiodactyla, Cervidae.